Messenger RNA from Thyridium curvatum, 3258 nucleotides. RefSeq lists its product as uncharacterized. The record is from RefSeq and is a predicted model, not a curated record. The transcript has 4 exons. The coding region runs from base 1 to 3258 and encodes 1085 amino acids. NCBI's taxonomy places the organism in Eukaryota, Fungi, Ascomycota, Sordariomycetes, Thyridiales, Thyridiaceae.
AUGAGUGACAUGAACAGUUUUCCGGCCAGCCCUGCCCGGGGCCGUGGCCGUGGUCGAGGCCGAGGUGGCUCGACCAGAGGCAACCAUUCCAGAGCUGCCGUCAAGAAACCCACCACUGGCGGUGGCCGUCGCGGCCGCCAAAAGCUGUACGGUGCUCCGCGGCUUCAAGGCACCUUUGAGCGCGGAAAGGAGCUGAAGAAUGCUUACGCGAGUGUCGUCAACGCCCUCAGGCCAGCAAUUGAAGAGCUGGCCGACAGGAAUAUCGACUCUCUGAAGGAAGAUCCCGACGCCUACAAGUGCGUCGAGGCCUUCAUGGGUGUCAAGGAAGCCUUGGACACUCGUGUCGCCGAUGUCAAGAAGGUGAUCAACACCGAGCGCGACAUUCGGCUGACUUUCGUCAAGAGCCGCCGUGAUGCCAGCGUCGAAAUCAUUGAAGAUUCCUUCAAGCGGAAGCUCGAGGAGAUGCAAGAAGACAGGCUUGACGAACUACUUGCACAGCUAGACAGACUUGAGACCCUACAUGAUCAGGGCCUGCCUGUUGAUCUUCACGACGAUCACUAUGAGCACCGCACACUCGAGCCAGGCCGCAAGCUUGCCUCCCACGUCAUCUACACCCAAGAUGGCAUUGAAGUCCCGUGCCACAAGACAGAGCCUCAGCUGAAUGAAUACACUCAGCAUCUCAAGGCUCCCAAGACCCCGGCCAAACGCAAGGCCGAGGGUGAGGCGGAAGGCCAGCCGACCCCCAAGCGUCCUGCCAGCGCUAUGGACGAUGGCGGUCCGGCUUCUCUCGCGCCGCGCCACAUCGGUGGCCUCCUCUCCGCAGUCGCUCCGCCUGACGAGGAUGCCGGAGAGCGUGCUGAGGAGUCGAGGGUGCCCUCGCCAACCCCAGGUGCUGCCAAUCUCGAAGGCAGCUCCGAGAGCGGAUCCCCAAGGGAAGCUGAGCAGCAAGAUACAUCUGCUCCAGCUGAGACAGUUCUCCCCGAUGAUGACCGUAUCCCCGCGCUUCCCAACGGCACUUCUGACCCAGACCCCUACGGCGUUCGCAUCAUUACGAAGCGAAGGAUGGCCAACUCUGAGAAUAACAAUCGCAUUGUCAUCCAGCCUUUGUACGAGUGGGAGCCACAUGAGAUUGGCUUCAGAGACUCGACCAACGACAAGUCGAGAGGCGCCACCAAGGCCAAGCGCGGCAAGUACCUUAACACGCCCAACAGCAAUUACUGGUACAUCGACCGCUCAGUCUGGCAAUAUGAUUCCACUUCGCACGAGAAAGGCGAUCUGGACCAGGAACUGGUCGAGAAGCAUGGCUUACACCCCACUCUUGGACUCUUCCUCGAAGGCUCUCGCAACGUUAGCGAGGACCCGCUUCCCUUCGUUUCCGGAAAGCAGCCCGUCAUUUUCACCACUGAGGAUGGACAGAUCAAGGAGACAUCCCGUUCUAUGAGAAUCAUGGAGCUCCAGGCUGAGCUAGACCGGAAUGAGCGCAAGAGGAAGUUGAAGGCUGGACUUUCCGCAUUCACUCAGCAGGAAGGCAUCGACGCGGAGACCGUCAUGCCGGAUCCGGCUGUCGUCGAGCAAUUCCGUCAGACGAGACUCGAGGGAUACGUCGGCAAACCUGCCCCAGAGAGCCCUCUUGAAGAAGAAGUCACAGAAGAUGAAGUCGAAGAGUCCGAUGCUCAUGCUUCUUUCGCCUCCAUUCUCGAAGCGGCCCAGGAGGUCGACGCCCAAGAGAAGAAGGCAGCUACACCGAGCGUUAAGCCCGCUCCUCCUGCCACCCGGCCUUUCGACCCCAUUCGAGAUAUCUUCGCAGCUACUGAAGAGGUUGCGCCUGCACCGCCCGUUGACAGGUCCAAUAUCAUCUUCUUGCUGGAGGUAGCCACCUCUGAUGCAUCUGUCGGCGAACCCGGUCGCAAGUAUCUGCCCACAGACUAUAUUGUCGGCGAGGAGAGCUUUGAGCGUGGAGGACCCUCGCCUGAGCCCAUGAGCGGUUCUACCCAAGGCCUCCCCAGUUUCUUGCAGACCGCACUGAACCCGCCAGCAGCAUCCUACCCGCCGCCAUCUCCGUCGCAGGCCUAUGCGAAUGCUGUGGACCCCGCUCUGCAGCAGCGCGGCCCUGACAUGCCGGCCUCACGAGUGCCCUUUAGCAACCCUGGCCAGGCCAGAGGCGUUGCGCCCCCGGGUCUUCCUCCUCUUCGACCUGCACGUGGUGCAAAGCAGUUCGUCGAAGAGCCCUCGCCAGAGCCGAGCUACGGCUCUCCCCGACAGUCCCUCGUCGUUACGAACAGCGGCAAUUACUACCCUCCCGCCCCGGCCAGGCCUUUCCAUAGCGGCUAUACCCUCCAGGAACAGCCGCAGAACGCUCUGCCACCGCCGCAGUACAUUCAAGAUCCUUCUGGCCAACACGGCCUGCCACCACUGCCCCCUCCACCGCCUCAUGGACAUGGCCCGCCUGGCCCUCCCCCAAUUCAGCCGAUGCCGAUGCCGCCGCAGCAGCCAGUUAACAGCGGACCGUAUGCGAUGUCGCCUCCUUAUCCGGGAACGGCUCAGCUUUCCCUUACCCAUGGCCAGAUGAUGGACAGCCCCCCACGACCGGAGUCGCUCCAUGGCCUGCCGCCCCCCGGCUCGACCCCGCCGCGCACGAGCAUCUCGGGCCCAGCAUCGGCACAGUCGGCAGCUGCAGCUGCGGCCAGAUAUCGCAAGCUGGAGCCUGCUCCGAUCCCGGCUCACCGACAAGGCUGGGUCUCAAGUGGCCCGGAGCUACGGACUGUACCGUACGACUACCGCGAGGGCAUCAAGGACUACUCGGCCGUCGAGCCGCCUCCAGGAUCGGGACCUACCCACAUCCGAGGCUGGGCGCACAACAACGUCAAGCGUCCCCGAGCUUCGUCGAAGAACGAAGCGUCGCCCAAGGGAGGACCAGAGGAAUCCAACGAGCCGGCAGAGGAGACCCCCUCGCCGCCCAAGAAGCGGCGCAUCAACAUCAAAGUGAUGCAGGGCGGCAAGGUCCUGACACCUAGCCGGCCACAAAUUCAGCCUACCGAAGAGCAGAAGAGCACUCCUGAGGCAGAGGAAGGCAAGGCACAAGCCGUCGAAGCUCCUAAGGCUGAGGAGCCGGCGGAACAGAAAGGCAUAGCGCCUCGGAUCACUAUUUGGAACCGAGAGACCAAGAAGCUCGUCAUAGAUGCCGAAGGCUUCGAGGAGACUCCCCAGAGACACCCACGAUACCGCCUUAGAAAGCGGAAGGGUUCUCCUGCAGUUUGA